This is a messenger RNA of Drosophila simulans, 2687 nucleotides long. RefSeq names its product spondin-1. The record is from RefSeq and is a predicted model, not a curated record. Lineage: Eukaryota; Metazoa; Arthropoda; Insecta; Diptera; Drosophilidae. The transcript is spliced from 6 exons. Gene Ontology annotation, cellular component: extracellular matrix. The coding region runs from base 113 to 2632 and encodes 839 amino acids. Gene Ontology annotation, molecular function: serine-type endopeptidase inhibitor activity. Gene Ontology annotation, biological process: cell adhesion.
CUUUUCGCCGUCUGGUGAACUAAUAGUUCGGAAUCUUCGCUCAGUUUGCAACAGUUGCUCGCGUCGAAUGGUUCUACACGGUAACAACGGUCUCCUAUAGAAUAACAAGAACAUGUGGUGGUCAAGUGGUGCUCCUCUCGUGGAGCUACUUCUGCUUGGGUCCCUGGUGAUUGGCAGAGUCAGCUCCUUGAUUUGCACGCGCCGCCCAACGAACACGGGCUCGCCCAAAUCUCCGGUGGAUGAGAACUUUAUGAUAAGCGUGUCGGGUAAUCCGGAAACGUACAUUCUCGGCCAGGAAUACAACGUCUCUCUUAAUGCCUUCAAUGGCCACCGCUACAUCAGCUUUAUCAUGGCACUGGAAAACGAGAAUGGUGACUUCAGCUACAACGAUGACUUGGGUCGCUUUGAGCUUAGCGACAUGAUUGAGACCCGGUUCAGUCCGAACUGCAUCAACAUGGUGGAGAACACCAAUACGAACUCCAAGACGCACAUGCACUUGACCUGGGUAGCGCCCAGCGAGCCGGGCAGUGGCUGCGUCCUGAUCCGGGCCACAGUUCAGCAGCAUCGGGAGGUGUGGCACAUGGAUGAUGGCGGUUUAACGAAACGCAUCUGCGAGGAGGUCACAGAUGAUGUUGAGAGUCAGCCAACUGCUCCGGCGGCGGUGGAUGUGCCCUGCUGUGCAUGCGAUGAGGCGCGCUAUGAGCUUAUAUUUGAAGGCGUCUGGUCCAGGAACCUGCAUCCCAAGGACUUCCCCACUCGAGGCUGGGAGACUCGAUUCUGUGAGCUUCUGGGAGCCGCCCACAGUUCAGAUUAUCGUUUCUGGGAGUCCGGAGAACUGGCCAGCGUGGCUAUGAAGGAAUAUGCGGAACAUUGCAGUUCGCGUCUGCUGGAGCGAGAGUUCAGCAUCAAUUUUCGGGAUCAGAAGAUACGGACGAUAAUCAAGGCACGGGGUCCAUCGUAUCCCAACAUAAGCAGCAAGACGAUGGCCUCGGUGCGGGUAGAUCCCAUUCACCACAUGGUGUCCUUUGCCUCUAAGAUAGAACCCUCUCCCGAUUGGAUUGUGGGCGUCACUGGACUGGAACUGUGCCUGCGCAACUGCACAUGGAUGGAGGAAAAAGUGAUCAACCUAUAUCCGUGGGAUGUGGGCACAGAUUCGGGUCCCACCUAUACGUCAUCCGAUCAGCCACAAGUUCCGCCAGAUGUCAUUAGACGCAUGCGUUCCGACUUUCCCAACGAUCCGCGCUCUCCUUUCUACGACAUAUCCGGAACUCCCAUGAAACCCAUGGCCAUUCUGACGGUGAAGCGCCAGCGAAUCUACGAGAGAAGAUGUGCAGAUGAGGACUCCAACAACGAUCCCGAUGUGCCGCGUGAAUGUUUCACCCAUCCAUGGUCCAGUUGGAGCGACUGCUCCUCCAAAUGCGGGGUUGGCAUGCAGUAUAGAAGACGUGUCUACAAGCAACCAGAGCUCGCAAGGGUCUACAAUUGCAAUGUGGCUCAGUAUGAGGAGCGCGAGUGCCAGGGCGAGAUGUGUGGUCAAAACAAUCUCAUGCGGGAGCCGGAGGAAUUUGAGGACCUGGAGCCAGACCCAAGGAGGAUUGGUUAUCAACCGCCCCAACAACGUCGUGCCGAAUGCGAACUGAGUUCCUGGGGCAGCUGGAGCCCAUGUAGUGUAACCUGUGGCGAUGGUUACGAGAUGCGCCAGAGGCAGUACCUUAAUCCUCAAGCAGAGUUCGAGUGCCAGGGUGUGCAUCGCAUGGAGCUGCAGGAAACGCGAAAAUGCUCUGGUCGAGCUUGCCUUGGUAGCUUACCAGGAUCCUACAGCGCCGACAUGGAUAGUCCCUAUGGUGGGGCUUCUCCAGGACGCAUUGGAGGUAAUAUGUAUGGGCCACAAGUUGAACCAGAGGCAGAGAACUUUGGUGACUACGAUGACUCACGAAAUGGAGCAGUUGGAGGAUUUGAAGUGGGCAAUCUUAAGGGUAACACUGGCAACUUGGCCUUGAACAGGCAAACUAAUUUGGGAAGAGAUGUUCCGUCGCUCAGGCCCACAAACUACGAUAGAGCCCGCCAGCAAGCAGAAAAAUCAGAACGACCCAAGUGGUCUGGACAGUCACGUCUCGAUGAUCCGCGCUUGGAGGAUGUGGAACGAGCUCCCUGGCAGCGUCAAAGGCCAUCAAACAAAUACGGCUCAAUCGUAGAGACACCCGAAAUGGUUUCGCCAAGGGAACAAUGGCAAAGGGUAAACAACUUUGGCAAUCCGGACAUGUAUACACCUGGAGGAGAUGUGGACCCCUCUCUGUCCUACCGCUGCUUCCAAAUGGUUCAGACGGCUCAGCCACGCUGCCACGAUCAAACUAUUACGGGUCAGUUCUGGUUCUACAACUUCUGUGCGGAUGAAUGCAUGCUGUAUGCCGCGGAUCAGUGCGAUCGGAAUGUGAACAAGUUCAGGCGGUGGGAGGAUUGCGAGAAAUGCCGGCAGCCAGAAAUGGCUGCACUGCAGCAGGAGCACACCAACUCGCCCCAGUGCGAGGAUUUCCGUGCCAUUUGGCAGACGGAGCAGCAGGCUCGGGAGGAAAAGCGGGCAUCAAGUCGCAGGAGAAACUAUGCCGGUUCUAGAUAUCGGAUUAGAAAUUAAUUCCACAUUUAGUUACUAGAAUAUACUUACCAAGAAAUUUCGAGCCCUUACCACU